Messenger RNA from Macrosiphum euphorbiae (potato aphid), 450 nucleotides. Lineage: Eukaryota; Metazoa; Arthropoda; Insecta; Hemiptera; Aphididae. The record is from the annotation of a GenBank genome assembly.
AUGACUGCGUCAUUAGUAAUAGUAAUUAUUCAAGGACUCUUUAAAGUUUAUAAUAGUUUAAGAAAAACUAACCUGGCACCAAGAGUUUUACAUGUGGUUGAUAAACUUAUAGCUAAUAUGAAUGAAAGAGACGGAUUUAAAAAUUUAGAAAAAAAAAAAACGGCAAACAUUAUUCGUAGCAAAUAUACCGAAGACGAACAACCGUCUAUAUGGGAUGACAUUGACAGUUGUGUAGACAAGUCAACACCUAUUGGAACUGCAACAUCAAGAGCUAUUGUGGAACUGCAACGUUACAUGGAAGAUUCGAUAAUUUCUAGACAUCAAGAUCAAUUAAAAUGGUGGAAAGACCACAGUUAUAACUACCCAAAUUUAAUUCUCAGUGAUCGACGCUGUAGGCUAAAAAGUGAGAAAUUGAACAUGCUACUAUUUCUUCACUACAAUUCAAGUUAA